AUGACAGAUGGCGGCUCUUCCUUCCGCACACUCCCUCGCCUCACUUGCUCCCUGUCUUCUUCUUCCUCACCUCCUUUAAAAUUCAACAUCUCCUUCGCUCCUCCAAAGCCCAAGCCCAAGCCCAAGCCCAACCCAGGCCCAGGGACCGAUCCCGAGGACGAUGACGCGGGCCCCGACCAAUUCCUGGUCCCGUGGAUCGUUCGAGGCGAGGAUGGGAACCUCAAGCUUCAGACGCAGCCUCCGGCGCGUCUGUUGAACGCGAUUGCAACCGCCGAAACUGGAAGUAAGAAGAAGACUAAGAAGAGCGAGAAGGAAGUUAAGGCGACGACGAAGUCGCCGCCGCAGCGGUCGAAGGCGGCCCGGAGAUUCUACAAUGAGAAUUUUAGGGACCCUGGGACGCGCCUCAGCAAGGUUCUUGCUGCUUCUGGAGUUGCAUCGAGAAGAAGUUGUGAGGAACUUAUAUUUGAAGGGAAAGUCACUGUCAAUGGUUCUGUGUGCAAUACUCCUCAGACUAGAGUUGAUCCUGCAAAAGAUGUUAUCUACGUGAAUGGGAGCCGUCUUCCUAAGAGGCUGCCUCACAAGGUGUAUCUUGCCUUGAACAAGCCAAAAGGGUACAUAUGCUCAUCUGGGGAGAAUGAGUCCAAGUCUGUUGUAAGUCUAUGUGAUGAUUUUCUGAAGACCUGGGGUAAAAACCAUCCAGGAGUACCCACACCAAGGUUAUUUACUGUAGGGCGCCUUGAUGUUGCUACGACUGGGUUGAUUAUUGUGACUAAUGAUGGAGAUUUUGCCCAAAAACUUUCACAUCCAUCAUCUAAUUUAACAAAAGAAUACAUUGCAACAGUUGAGGGUUCGGUUUAUAAGAGGCAUUUAAUUGCCAUAAGUGAAGGAACAACCAUUGAUGACGUCCAUUGUGUACCUGAUAGUGUGGAAUUACUUCCACGUUUGCCUGACGUUCAACGAUCUCGUCUUCGCAUUGUGGUUCACGAUGGAAGGAAACAUGAAGUUCGUGAACUUGUAAAGUGUGCUGGACUUGAGAUUUAUUCAUUAAAGCGAGUACGCAUUGGUGGUUUCAAACUUCCAUCAGAUCUUGGUAUAGGGAAGUAUGUUGAGCUAAAUCCAGAAAAUCUGAAGGCAUUGGGGUGGAAGAGUUAAAAAAGGUUGCUCUCGAACUGUUGGGUUUAAAAUAUUCGCCAUCAGUGAGAUUAAACUGCUCGGAAGCUAUUAUCGAAGAAUUUGCCAAUGCAAUGGUUUUUGUUUGGUCGGGGCUGUCCGUCGCUGGUGCAUUUCACAUUUCGUGGGAGUUUUGAAAUUAGCAGAGCAGAGUGCUUUUCUUGAGAUUUUGACAUCAAACAAAACUGAUGUUGCAAUCAAUCAUAUCUGGAAGACUUGGGAAAAAGAUUAGAUUACUGCAUAGCAGUUGUACGACUCUUUCUUAUGACUGAAGUUCGAGGGGAUUGCUGGUAUAUUUGAUUUAAAGACCUUGUUCCUGACUGCACAGUAAAUAGAACUAGUUUUACUAUUUAGGGUCUGUUCAAAUGAGAGGGUUUGUUUUGAUAACUUGGAUGCAUAAAUGUAUACAUGAAAGAAAAAGAGACGUUUGUUUAA
Molecule: messenger RNA, 1605 nt
Organism: Arachis duranensis
Lineage: Eukaryota; Viridiplantae; Streptophyta; Magnoliopsida; Fabales; Fabaceae
Product: putative ribosomal large subunit pseudouridine synthase SVR1, chloroplastic
Exons: 11
Coding region: 1-1152 (383 amino acids)
Biological process (GO): pseudouridine synthesis; maturation of SSU-rRNA from tetracistronic rRNA transcript (SSU-rRNA, LSU-rRNA, 4.5S-rRNA, 5S-rRNA); plastid translation
Cellular component (GO): chloroplast
Molecular function (GO): pseudouridine synthase activity; RNA binding
Source: RefSeq, a predicted model, not a curated record